CAAGGGACACCCUACUAUUAGGCAGUUUAAUUGCAUUUAAAUUUAUACAAAAAGCCCCAAACAAAUAAACCACAAAAUACCCAAUUUAUCCUGAAGAAAAUCUUUGACUACUCGAAGUUUGAGAGUUCAGGGAAACCAAUCAGAGCCAAGUUUCGCCAUGUUGCAGUAGAUAGCUAUAUCAUAAACGAUAACACAACACAAAGCAAGAAAUUCAGACAGCAAGACAGCAAACAAACAAACAUCCAAAACGAGAGGCCGAGCAACUUUAGCUUUAGCACACUUCAACAACUUAUUAUAGCAAGCUGUGUUCACCUCAGGACAGAAGUUAUGCCUCUUCCGGACACGAUGUACUGCCCUCAGCAGAUCGACAUCCCGCCCGAGCUGCCAGACAUCCUCAAACAGUUCACUAAAGCUGCUAUUAGGACACAGCCGCCAGAUGUGCUGCAGUGGUCUGCUGCCUAUUUCACAGCGCUAUCAGAAGGUGAACCACUUCCAGUCAAAGACAGGAUGGAAACCCCUGUAAAAACACAGAAGACAGACACUGCGCUCACUCCAGGUUUCCUCAAAAUUCUUCAUAAACAGCUUUCAUCCAAGAAGGACGUUAGUAAAGAAGAGUUACAGCAGAAGUGGAAAGGGCUGUGUCUGCCAGCUGAACAGCUCAACACACUGCUCACGCUCGGGAACUUCAGCACGGAGGUCGACUGGAUGCACUUCUUCGCUCUCGGGUGCAGCGCUUUGAGCGGAACGAUCAUCAGCGCUCUGAAGUUUGCGUGUGAGAUCCUGAGCGAGGACCCUGAGGGAGGAGCAGCUCGAAUCCCCUUCCACACCUUCAUCGAACUGUACACGUACCUGGCCCAGGUGGACGGAGACAUUCCUCAGGACGAGAUAGACAGCUUCCUGUCCAGCCUACAUGAGCCUGUGACGCGUCGAGGUGGGAUGGUCCAGCCGUCUGAUUUCGCUGACCUCGAUGUGUAGAGGUGCGAGUGAAAAACAGAGCACAGAUGGCUUUCAGAUUCACUCUUCACGCCGAGAUUGAAACAUCUUAUAUAACCACACUAACGAUGCAGCAGGAUUUAAACAUUAACUCUAUAAAUCCUGGGCGUAUUUUUAGAUUUUUCUGGGUGAUAUACGUAUUAUGCUUAUUAAUAUGUCCUCAGAUUUUUACUAAUCAAUUACAAAUACUCACUAUGACCCAAAGUUGUUUUCCUCGUCUUACACCACAGCAAUUUGUCAACGAUUACGAUAUUGUUUUUUUUUUAAAAAAAGAACAACAUGAAACAAGUAUUGCGGCUAUAAGGAGUCGUUCCCUCGCCUCUCCUUUUACUCUCUCUCUCUCUUUACGUUAAUAAUAAUAAUAAUUUAAAAAAACCCAGCAGCUUGUCGUGCUACUCAGAAACCAUAAUGAAGCGUAAACUCCUCUGUCCUGAAGUUGUCAGAAAACUUAAAAGUUACAGCUUUACCUCUGACACUUCCCUACUCCUUAUUUUAAGAAAACGUCAACGAUUUUUUACAUUUAUUUAGCGGAGCGUUCGCCGUACAAGUCUCUGUGAAUGAGCCGCUACUAUAGAAACGAUAACGUAUCAGAGCGUAAUAUAAAGCUGUGAUUUGUAGCUGCUGGUAUAGAAAAUUAGAAAACAUCUACUGACCAAUCAGAAUCCAGGAUUCAACAGCGCUGUGGUGUAAUUACAGUUACUGGAUGCCUCUUGUCUAAGGCAGUAGGACACUAAAUGUACGUUUUUCACACACGUGUGUAGUAUGAACUGUGUAGUAAAUGUGUGCCUUGUUUAAAUGACAAAAUGUUAAAGUAGAAUGGAUUAUAGGUUUAUUUUAAUAAAGUUUAUUACUGCUGAAACAGAA
Molecule: messenger RNA, 1857 nt
Organism: Ictalurus furcatus (blue catfish)
Lineage: Eukaryota; Metazoa; Chordata; Actinopteri; Siluriformes; Ictaluridae
Gene: ropn1l
Product: rhophilin associated tail protein 1-like
Exons: 8
Coding region: 328-975 (215 amino acids)
Source: RefSeq, a predicted model, not a curated record